Vigna unguiculata (cowpea) is the source of this 3004-nucleotide messenger RNA. RefSeq names its product Pentatricopeptide repeat (PPR-like) superfamily protein. The record is from RefSeq and is a predicted model, not a curated record. Gene Ontology annotation, molecular function: protein binding; mRNA binding. NCBI's taxonomy places the organism in Eukaryota, Viridiplantae, Streptophyta, Magnoliopsida, Fabales, Fabaceae.
GAUUCAAAAAACUGAUGUUUUGAGAUGUAGGAAGGGUUAGAGAAACAUGUCUCAGUCUCAUGAAAAAACUCUGAUACUCAUCCAAAAAAUGGUGAAAGUGCCUCCACCAAAAGCACUUUUGUUGUUCAAUUCCUGGACCUACGAGGGCCUUCAUCACACUCCUCACUCUAUCUCUUUCAUCUUGAACCAUCUCCUAUCCCAUGACAUGCUACCCCAAGCUCAAUCUCUUAUCUUGCGUCUUAUCUCUGGUCGAAUCCCCUUGUAUACAUUCUCUCCCUCGUCCUUGAUACCUCAACUAACACAAGCCCUUUUCACCUCUUCUUCAACUUAUGCUCCUCUCUAUGAAGCCAUCGUCAAUGCUUAUGUUCAUUCUCACUCCCCUCACCAGGCCCUCACUUUUCUACACCAGAUGAUUCACAAGGGUCAUCUUCCUACAUCAAACACCUUCAACAAUCUUUUGUGCUCACUCAUUAGGUCAAACCUUUUCGAUAAAGCUUGGUGGGUUUUUAACCAAUUGAAGAUUAGAGUUGUUAUGGAUGUCUACAGUUUUGGGAUUAUGAUCAAGGGUUGUUGUGAAGUUGGUGACUUGAUGAAAGGGUUUCGGCUUGUGACCAUGUUGGAGGAGUUUGGUUUGUCUCCUAAUGUUGUUAUAUACACGACGUUGAUUGAUGGGUGCUGCAAGAAUGGAGAUGUUAUGCUGGCGAAGAAGUUGUUUUGCAAGAUGGAUAGGUUGGGUGUAGUUGCUAAUCAACAUACUUAUAGUGUCUUAAUGAACGGGUUUUUCAAGCAAGGACUGCAAAGGGAAGGGUUUCAGAUGUAUGAGAAUAUGAAGCAUAGUGGAAUUGUGCCAAAUGUUUAUUCCUACAACUGUGUGAUUAGAGAAUAUUGUAAUGGUGGGAUGGUGGAUAAAGCUUUUAAGGUGUUUGGUGAAAUGCGUGAGAGAGGUGUUACAUGUGGGGUUAUGACAUAUAACAUUUUAAUAGGUGGGCUGUGUCGAGGGAAGAAGCUUGGGGAAGCAAUAAAGUUGGUUCAUCGAUUCGGCAAAGUUGGACUUAGUCCAAACAUUGUUACAUACAAUAUACUGAUCAAUGGGUUUUGUGGUGUUGGAAAAAUAGACACUGCUGUUAGAUUAUUCAGUCAAUUGAAGUCAAAUGGACUUUCACCAACUUUAGUAACCUAUAAUACUCUGAUUGCAGGGUAUUGUAAGGUUGAGAAUUUAGCAGGAGCUCUUAGCUUGGUCAAGGAAAUGGAAGAGAGAGGUGUUGCUCCUUCCAAAGUGACAUAUACGAUUCUGAUUGAUGCUUUUGCAAGACUAAAUUAUAUGGAAAAAGCACGCGAAUUGCAUGCUUUAAUGGAGAAGUCUGGUUUGGUUUCAGACGUACACACAUAUAGUGUCCUAAUACAUGGGUUAUGUAUAACUGGUAACAUGAAAGAAGCCUCAAAACUAUUCAAAUCGUUGGGGGAGCUGCAUUUCGAACCAAAUAAUGUUAUAUAUAAUACGAUGAUUCAUGGUUACUGCAAAGAAGGAAGCUCUUACAGGGCUUUUAGGCUACUCAAUGAAAUGGUUGACAAUGGAAUGGUCCCUAAUGUGGCCAGUUUUUGUUCAACCAUAGGGCUUCUUUGCAAUGAUGGAAAAUGGAAGGAAGCAGAGCUUCUCUUAGAAAAGAUGAUAAAUUCAGGACUAAAGCCAACGGUUUCUUUGUACAAUAUGGUUUACAAAGAAAAGAUCAACGUUUAGAAUGCCGAAUAUGGUUCGGAUCGUCAUGGCCUAUCCCCGAAGGCCACUUCUUUAACUGGGUUAGUAAUGAGAUAGUGCUGUGUACUCUUUUAUAGCAGGCUAAACUUUCUACACCCCGCAAAUGUAUUCAUUCAUCUUGGAAUGUAUCUUUUACAUUUAAAAGAAGUUCAUUUCGAAAUAACCGAAAAUACUCAAAGGAUUGAUAGGGCGCUGGAAGAAACACCCUUUAUAGCGUGUCAGCCAUAGCCAAAGCCCCUCAUCUUGCCAAUUAAGAAAGACCCAGCAACCAAUAUGUCCUACACCACAAUUGGCCUAGGAACUCCCUAAUACAACACGGAUGGAUACUAAUAUACUAUAUACUAUAAAACACUUCAUUUGCAGUGCUUGUUUAUCCCCUUCCUUUUGUUUGUAUACUAAUAUACUAUAUACUAUACAACACUUUCAGCUCCUCUUAAGCAUAUUUAUUAUUGGUUUGAUUUAAAGUUUCAAACAUGAUCAAGUUAGUUAUGAAACUCAGAAUGUACCCUUUUCUUUAAUCCCACAGCUAAAGUCGUGGUUGAACUUGCAAAAUCCAGACUAAUCCAAGCUGCUGUGCUUUUACAGCCAUCAUUUGUCUCUGUGGAUGACUUCAAGGGUGUUGAUAUUCCAACUGCUGUACUAGGAGCUGAGACUGACAAAAUGUCUCCUCCAGAGCUUGUGAAAAAGUUUGAACAAGUCCUAUCUGCUAAACCCGGGGUUGAUUCUUUUGUUAAAAUAUUUCAUAAAGUCUCUCAUGGUUGGACUGAGGUACAAAAACGAAGAUGAAAUAGCUGUUUAGGCUGCAGAGGAAGCCCAUCAGGACUUGCUGAACUGGUUUGCCAAACAUCUUAAGUGAGAAAUCUUGCUUUCAAGCUUACCUGGACAAGUGGUCAAAGAACUCUAAGAGGCAAAUUUGAGAAGUUGGCUGACUUGUUACCUGAAAAAACUGAAGCAGAAGUACACUGUGAGGACUGAUUGCAGGGGAAGCUAACUUGUUCUUGGCAGUAUUUUAGGUAGUUGAUGAGGUAUUUAAGUAGUUAGCUAUGUAAGGACCGUAAUAGAGGUAUUAGAAAUGUGACACUACAGAUUUAGACACUUUUACAUUCUGCAUUUUACGGCUUUUCUUAGAGUAGAACGUUUUCUCUCAAGUUCUUCAUUGCCAUGACUACAAAGUGACUACAUUGUUUUGCAUUAGUUCAGUAGGUCUUAUAUUUUUAGAGCUAAUCUCCACACGUUAAGCAUUUUUAA